CGACACCUGGCACUGACAGCAGCAUAUAAAACCUGGAACGCGCAAGUUAGAGGUCCAGUUCUCUUACGGUCGACGGCAGUAAAGAUAUCCAUCAACAUGAAGUCGUUCCUGUCCCUCUCUGUGCUGCUCCUUGGCGUCGCCGUCAACGCUGCCCCGGCUGCCCAAGGAUCCUUCGGACUCGGCACCACCACCACCACCACCAGCCCCACCACCACCAAGCCCACUGACUCUACCAACAGCACCACCACCACCACUCUCAGCGUCGGCAGCCACCCCGUCCCCGUGCGCCCCGUGGCGCCACUCGCCACCAGCAACAUUAACAAACGCAGCCUAGAUGACGAUUCUGACUCUACUACCACCACCACCACAACCACAACCACUUCCGGUCCUUUUGUCCACAACUUCAAGACGUCUAGUUCAUCCAGUGAGUCAAACGAAAAUAGCACAGAAGUCCAAGACCACAAAUUCGGCUCCUCCUCCUCCUCGACCUCUGGAAGCGGCUUCCACCCCCUGUCCAGCUCCAUCUCACGCCCCGCCAGGGACACCUUCAACCCUAGUGUCACCACCCAUGACACCACCACCACACCUAAGGUCACCACUCCUGAGACCGACGAUAAAUCCGAAGAAGAUACCAAGACACUCAGCUCCUCCAGGUUCACACCCACCAAGUUGAGCAGCACCUCCAGUUAAGGUGGUCCACCUCGACUGAUCAUGGGGCCUCUUCCAGCACCGCCCCUCUCGUGGCUCGCCUGCAACACAACCAUCGCCAAGAAUGCUUCCAAGAACUUAGGCUUUCUGUCAGGAGCAAGGAAAUAACUCGCAUCAUACUAGAUCAAAUUAUGUAUGUGGCUGAAUACUGUUCUAAUGUCUUGGGUGGUGUUUCAUCAUCUACUUUCAGAAUUUUAGACAGCAUUCAUGCCAAACGAUUUGACGUCUGUCAGACCCAUUGGCAGCCUUCAAACCCUGCCUAAUGUGAACUGCCUUUUUUCUUUCGUUGUCUAAUUUAUUGAUUGCCGUUCUCUGGAAAUGGGUAGUGUUGCAAAGCCUUGACUGAUCGAUCCCCGUCGAAGUCACUUGGCCUCUGCAUGUCAUGCCUUCUGUGUGCGUGUGUAGAGCACACAGAGGCAUGGUCGUCUUCGGAUUCACGCAAAACGUCCUCCUUCCGUUCUCUCGACCUCCUCGUAAUCUUCACUGACACAACUCUCUCUUCUCUUAACCCUGUAAGUCGUUCCAUUGUUCUGUCUUAUACCUUCACUGUAGGGGCCAUGGCCUUGGGCCGUCCCGUAACUCCAGCACAACAUAAGCCGAGCCUUAAACCUGGACCCGGCACUGGAAUUUGCUUGUGCCACUGCCACUACAUUCCCCGGAUCAUUAACUCUUUAGAGUGUGAAAUGUUCACAACUCUGCCAUCAACACAAACAUCGUAUUGAUGGCCAUUUUGGUCACACUCCACAGAUUUAAGCAGUUGACUAAGUUGUCAUGCUUUCGUUGAUGCAAAAUCUUCAUCGUUACUGAGUUAAUUGUGGACACUGUGGUUAGUCAUGUGUCAUGUUACAGAACGAAUAUGAUGCAUGAUUUCCAUACUUGGAGUUAUGGCUGUGGACAGUUAACGGCCCAAUUGCUGUUAGCUAAAUAUUUAACAUUUAACUUAACCUUAUGCUUUGUUGCGUGUAAAUAUAUCAUGCAUGUUUGUGGUAUUCAAUAAAGCUUGCAUAUCA
Molecule: messenger RNA, 1718 nt
Organism: Procambarus clarkii (red swamp crayfish)
Lineage: Eukaryota; Metazoa; Arthropoda; Malacostraca; Decapoda; Cambaridae
Source: RefSeq, a predicted model, not a curated record